GCCUCCUCCGCCGCCGCCAUCUUGGACCGGGCCCGGUCAGCUUCCGCGGAGCCAUCGGCAGACGCCGCGGCCUCCCUUGAGCCCCGACCCCGUCGUCAGAACAACCCCGGGCCCACUUCCCCCCACCCCACUUCCGCUUCGCGCCGCUAUCGCGAUAGCGCCCGGGCCCGGGGCGCGAGAAAAAGGCGGCGGGCGCUCGCCUCCCCCGCCUGUCGCGAUACGCUCCUCAGCGGCGGCGCCAGCUCCUGUGCAGCGUCCGUCUCCAAGAGAGUAUGAAGAGAGUGCGUCUGUAGGGCAGGGAAGAUGGCGGACAAGCGCAAACUCCAAGGUGAGAUUGAUCGCUGCCUCAAGAAGGUGUCCGAGGGCGUGGAGCAGUUUGAAGAUAUUUGGCAGAAGCUCCACAACGCAGCCAACGCGAACCAGAAAGAAAAGUAUGAGGCUGAUCUAAAGAAGGAGAUUAAGAAGCUUCAACGGCUGAGGGACCAGAUCAAGACAUGGGUAGCAUCCAACGAGAUCAAGGACAAGAGACAGCUCAUAGACAACCGCAAGCUCAUUGAGACGCAAAUGGAACGGUUCAAAGUUGUGGAGCGAGAGACCAAGACUAAGGCCUACAGCAAGGAGGGCCUGGGCCUGGCACAGAAGGUGGACCCUGCCCAGAAGGAGAAGGAGGAGGUUGGCCAGUGGCUCACGAACACCAUUGACACCCUGAACAUGCAGGUGGACCAGUUUGAGAGUGAAGUAGAGUCACUGUCCGUGCAGACGCGCAAGAAGAAGGGUGACAAGGAUCAGAAGCAGGACCGGAUCGAGGGCCUGAAGCGGCACAUCGAGAAGCACCGCUACCACGUGCGCAUGCUGGAGACCAUCCUGCGCAUGCUGGACAACGACUCCAUCCUCGUUGACGCCAUCCGCAAGAUCAAGGACGACGUUGAGUACUAUGUUGACUCAUCCCAGGACCCCGACUUCGAGGAGAAUGAGUUCCUCUAUGACGACCUGGACCUCGAGGACAUUCCACAGGCGCUGGUCGCCACCUCCCCCCCAAGCCACAGUCACAUGGAGGAUGAGAUCUUCAACCAGUCGAGCAGCACACCCACCUCGACCACCUCCAGCUCUCCCAUCCCGCCCAGCCCGGCCAACUGCACCACGGAAAACUCUGAAGAUGACAAGAAGAGGGGACGCUCGACGGAUAGCGAAGUCAGCCAGUCUCCAGCCAAAAAUGGCUCCAAGCCUGUCCACAGCAACCAGCACCCUCAGUCCCCGGCUGUGCCGCCUAGCUACCCACCUGGCCCCCCACCUGCCGCCUCUGCCCUGAGCACUGCCCCUGGCAACAAUGGGGCCUCUACCCCAGCAGCGCCCACAAGCGCCCUGGGCCCCAAGGCCAGCCCAGCUCCCAGCCACAGUUCAGGCACCCCUGCACCCUACGCCCAGGCUGUGGCCCCGCCGGCCCCCAGCGGGUCCAGCACCGCCCAGCCCCGGCCCCCCAGCGUCCAGCCUGGCGGCGGCGGGGGCACCACUAACAGCAGCGGAGGCGGAGGCGCUGGCAAGCAGAACGGCACCACCAGUUAUAGCUCGGUGGUGGCAGACAGCCCGGCAGAGGUGGCUCUCAGCAGCACUGGGGGCGGCAGUGCCAGCAGCCAGGCUCCGGGCCCCCCGUCAGGCCCCCACAACCCGCCGCCCAGCACCUCGAAGGAACCCAGUGCGGCGGCCCCAGCAGGGGCUGGGGGUGUGGCCCCAGGCUCAGGGAACAACACAGGGGGACCCAGUCUCCUGGUGCCACUUCCCGUGAACCCUCCCAGCUCCCCAACACCCAGCUUCAGCGAGGCCAAGGCAGCCGGCGCCCUGCUCAACGGACCUCCACAGUUUAGCACUGCCCCAGAGAUCAAGGCCCCCGAGCCUCUGAGCUCUCUCAAGUCCAUGGCGGAGCGGGCAGCCAUCAGCUCCGGCAUUGAGGACCCCGUGCCCACGCUGCACCUGACGGAGCGAGACAUCAUCCUGAGCAGCACCUCUGCUCCGCCGGCCUCGGCGCAGCCGCCCCUGCAGCUGUCGGAGGUCAACAUCCCUCUGUCACUGGGCGUAUGUCCACUGGGGCCUGUGCCCCUCACCAAGGAGCAGCUCUACCAGCAGGCCAUGGAGGAGGCCGCCUGGCACCACAUGCCCCACCCCUCGGACUCCGAGCGCAUCCGGCAGUACCUCCCCCGGAACCCCUGCCCGACGCCCCCCUACCACCACCAGAUGCCACCCCCACACUCGGACACCGUGGAGUUCUACCAGCGCCUGUCAACAGAGACACUCUUCUUCAUCUUCUACUAUCUGGAGGGCACCAAGGCGCAGUACCUGGCAGCCAAAGCCCUAAAGAAGCAGUCGUGGCGAUUCCACACCAAGUACAUGAUGUGGUUCCAGAGGCACGAGGAGCCCAAGACCAUCACGGACGAGUUUGAGCAGGGCACCUACAUCUACUUUGACUACGAGAAGUGGGGCCAGCGGAAGAAGGAAGGCUUCACCUUCGAGUACCGCUACCUGGAGGACCGGGACCUCCAGUGACACCGGCCCCUCCCUCCACCCUCCCCUCCCCCCCCCCCCCGCAUGCUGACCCCCCCCCCUGCCCAGGCGAGGGCCCUGCCCUGGAAGACUGGGGGAGGCCCCAGGC
Molecule: messenger RNA, 2644 nt
Organism: Zalophus californianus (California sea lion)
Lineage: Eukaryota; Metazoa; Chordata; Mammalia; Carnivora; Otariidae
Gene: CNOT3
Product: CCR4-NOT transcription complex subunit 3
Exons: 18
Coding region: 304-2538 (744 amino acids)
Biological process (GO): regulation of stem cell population maintenance; nuclear-transcribed mRNA poly(A) tail shortening; regulation of DNA-templated transcription
Cellular component (GO): nucleus; P-body; CCR4-NOT core complex
Source: RefSeq, a predicted model, not a curated record